UUUUAAAAGUUGUUUUGUCUUCAGAAUAAUUCAAAAAUACCAAGGAAAACUCAAAUAACACCGUUUAUUUCGUCAAUAUUGGGUAGUUUUUCACUUGGUGAAAAGUGAAAAUUCAAAUAUCAUGCUCUAUGCAAGUGAUAUCUGACAACUACGCGUUUUACUUCGUCCCAUGGUAGAGCACAAUUUAAUAGGUUAAGUUUAACCAACAUAUUUCUAAUUUUUGAUUAUUCCCAAAAAAUUCUCCAUUUCAUCAGAUAUCAUUUUUGAAAAAGAUGGCAAAUGCAAAUAAGGUACAGGAAUACAAAGAUGGUGUGAUAAAGCAGGCAGAAGAAUUGGUUAUGCAUGGCUUUCCCGAAACGAUAGUAAAAUUAAACACACUUCUGGAAACCCCAAGUUUUAAAAACAGAAAAUUCGCUGAUGUUCAUCAAAAUUUGAACAUUGAGGUACCAGAUCCCAUUGUUCUAAACAGCCAUACCGACUUGCCUCCUGCGAAAAAAAUGAAAUACGAUAAUAGCUUUUCUCAAGAUGGUACCAAAGUUUGCAUUUUGCCAUCUGGUUCAGUUCCGACAAAUAAACAUCUUUUGGAAUUGGUUGAAAGUGUUAAACCCCAUAUUAGAAAACUUGUUGAAGAUUCCAAUUUGAUGAAAAUGUGGAUAUCCUUCAUGAUUCCUAAGAUUGAAGAUGGUAAUAAUUUUGGAGUUUCUAUCCAGGAGGAUACAUUGGCUGAAGUACAAUCAGUUGAAUCUGAAGCAGCAGCUUUCUUUGACCAAAUUUCAAGAUAUUUUAUUUCUCGAGGAAAACUGAUCUCCAAAGUAGCCAAGUACCCUCAUAUCGAAGACUAUCGGAAAGCUGUAGAAGAAUUGGAUCAAAAAGAAUACCUUAGCCUCUGGUUGACCAUGUCUGAAAUACGGAACAGAUACUGCUCACUUCACGACAUCGUCCUGAAGAACUUGGAUAAGAUCAAGAAACCCCGUUCGAAUAACGCAUCUGAAUCGUUGUAUUGAUCGAUAGAGAAAAUAGAAUCCAUUUCUUUGUAUUGGUUAUUGCAACUCAUUAUUUUUUAAAAUAUUUUCUAAAUAAAAUAAAAUAAAUUAUGAUUU
Harmonia axyridis is the source of this 1100-nucleotide messenger RNA. It is a transcript of the gene REG, whose product is annotated as proteasome activator complex subunit 3. Lineage: Eukaryota; Metazoa; Arthropoda; Insecta; Coleoptera; Coccinellidae. Gene Ontology annotation, biological process: regulation of G1/S transition of mitotic cell cycle; positive regulation of endopeptidase activity; regulation of proteasomal protein catabolic process. The transcript has 4 exons. The coding region runs from base 273 to 1004 and encodes 243 amino acids. The record is from RefSeq and is a predicted model, not a curated record. Gene Ontology annotation, molecular function: endopeptidase activator activity. Gene Ontology annotation, cellular component: proteasome activator complex; cytoplasm; nucleoplasm.